AUGAACGUCCUCUGCCCCUGCGGCGGGCGCACGCCCUGCAUCCAGCGCUUCUGCGACAGCAUCCCGCUCGUCCAGGCGCGCACGGACGACGUGCUCGCCGUCGCGGACUGCAUCGAGGAGGUGCGUCAGGCCGAGCCGGCCGAACUCGCGGAGCUCACGGCGCAGUGGAAGAUGCUCGUGCGCGCGAAGUUCCGCAAGGCCGUCGCGGCGCUGAACGAGCCGGGCGCCGCGUUGCCUGGCGCCGCGCCGGCCGCGGCGCCGGCCGCGCCCGCGCCCGCCGCCGCCGCGCCGCCACCGCCGCCGGAUCCGAGUGGGGAGGACGACGACAACGACGACGACGACGACGAGGCGCCGCCGCCGCCGACCGGCGGCGCGCCGCCGCCGCCGCCGGAGCCGAGCGACGACGACGACGAUGAUGACGACGACGACGAAGCUCCCGAGUCGGACUCGGGCGACGAGCGGCCCGUCGUCAUCGAGAUGCGCAGCGUCGGCGACACGGCGUGGCGCGGCUUCGCUAUGCAAAACGACGCGGCGAAGGCGUUCGGCCUGACCCCGGCCGACGUCUCGAAGCUCGUGAACCAUCCCGACAAGUGCCCAGCGAGAUUGCGCCACCUCGAGGCGCGCAGGCCCGUCGACUCCGACGGUGAGGAAGUCCCGGCGCCGAGUCGGAGUCAAGCCUGCGAGAUCCGCCGCGUCGGCGACAAGAAGUGGCGGCGCUUUGCCUCUCGGGUGGACGCGGCGAGGGCGUACACGGGCAUGACCGACGGUUACAUCAGCCGGCUCAUCGCCAAUAAUCCGGACAGGCUGGCCCCGCAACACAUCCGCGACAAGUACGAGGCCCGGGACGCCGUCGACGAGUCGGACUCGGAGUCGGACUCGGACUCGGGCUCAGAAGAAGCUCCAGCGCCGGCGGCCGACGACGCCGCGGCGGAAGCACCGGCCUACAAGGUCGGCGACCGCGUCAAGGCGCGCUACCGCGGCGCGUGGGGCGCCAUGUACGAGGGCACCAUCAAGGCCGUCAAGGCGGACGGCGACGGCUUCCUCUACGCCGUCGACUUCGACGACGGCGACCACGACGGGCGCGUGAAGCCGUGCCACAUCAAGGCGCUGCGCGACGCCGCGCCGAGGCCAGCGCCGGCGCCGGCGCCGGCGCCGCCGGCCGCCGACGAGGACUCCGACUCUGACACCGAGCCGUCGCCGACGCCGGAGCGCCGGCCGGCGAAGCGGCGGCGCUCCGACGCGAAGCCGGCGGUGCCCGCGCUCGUCGUCCGGGACAGGAAGGGCCAGGUGGCGAACCACGGCACGCUGGCCGGCUUGAUCGCCGCGGGCCUCAUCGCGCCGGGCCCCAUCAUCGUUGAGUGGCACCGGUCGCUGCCGGACCACCAUCGCGCCGAGGGCACGCUCCUCGAGGACGGCCGGCUCCAGUACAAGGGCAAGACCUACGACUCGCCGGCCGCCUUCACGAAGGCGACCGGCGUCACGUCGAAGCACAACGCCUACCACGUGCUCUACCUGCCCGACGGCACGCCCAUCCAGUCGUUCCGCGGCGGCGCGAACAAGGGGCCCGUGCCGCUGGGCCAGGCUGUCCAGCCGAAGAAGGCGCCCCAGAAGCGCGCGCGCGCGCCGUCCGCCUCGUCGUCGUCUUCCGACGAGGACGUCGCGCCGGCGCCGAAGCGCGCCCGCAAGCCGCGCGCGCGGCCGCCGCCGCCGGACCCUUGGGCGCCGCCGGAGCCGGCCGAGGUCCGCGCGCGCCUCGGCCUGCCCGAAGUUGAGGACCAGGCGGCCACGGCCGAAGCCAAACGCCUCUUCGAGCGCCUCGGCGCGUGCACGGAGGUGACGCGCGACGUCGGCGACGCGCGCCAGAGCGACGCCGCGGGCCGCGGCGUGCUCUUCACCAAGCGAUUAAAGAAGGGCACGGUGCUCAAGGACCCGGGCGUCGCUCACAAGGUCGGAGACGGCUACAAGCGCUUGGGCGCCUUCGACUACGUCUACAUCGGAGGUGACGGCUACAUGGUGCUUCGAGACGAAGAAAAUAGAGUGGCGACGCGCACCUUCUUCGUCAACGAAGCUAGAGGUGCCAAGCAGCCCACGGUCGCCUGGCGCGCCUUACGGGGCCGCGAGGCCACGUGCGGACAAGCCGUGUUGUGGGGCUGGGAGCUCGUGCGGGACGUCAAGCCCGGCGACGAGGUCCUGACGACCUACGAGGAGGACGCGUCCGGCAUGCCCGAGACCCGGCCCGACGAGCGCUCGGGCACGGCCGACGCUUUGGCUUCGAUCGGCGGCGUGCCGCGGAAUUUGCAGGGCUGCGGCUACCUCGUGGCCACGGCGCCGCGGCGCGCGGGCGCCGUCGACCGUUCGACGGGCGUCGAGGACCGCCACCUGCAGAUUGCCGUCAGGGAGUCGCUGAGGGACGCGAAGGCCGCGAAACUGCGCGUUCCGGGCUGCCCGUGCCGCGACCUCGAAACGGGGCAGCGAUGCAAGUCGACGCUGGGCGGUGGCAGCUGGUACACGAUCACCUUCGGCGACGGCAAGACGGCGUCGCGGCGCGCGGAACAACUCGAGCCGCUCGAGGAGCCGUCGGCCGCCGAGCCCGCCGCGGCGCCCGCAGCAGCGCCGCCGACGCCCCCGCCGCCUGCGCCCGCGGCGGCGACGUCCCCGCCUCCCGCGGACGCGGCGGCGGCGCUCCCGCACUCCUCGGUCAGUAGCGACGAGGCCAUCGCGCUCGCGCUGCAGCGUGAGGACGCGGCGCUGGCCACCCCGGCGCCGGCCGCCGCGGCGCCAUCAACCCCCGUCGCCGAAGCGGCGCCGGCGCAGCCACCUAUCGCCACUGCUGCCGAGGAAGUGACCGCGCCGAUGGAGCUCGAACCCGCGGCGGCACCGGAGGGAGCGCCGGAGCUCGCCGAGUUGCAGGAGCUCCACGGCCCCCUCGGCGCCUGGUACGCGGCGUCCGGCCUCGCGCACGGCGAAUAUCCCGCGACGCCCGAGGGGCUCGCUGGUUGGCCGGCCUUUGGGGAGAUGACGGAGCGUUUCCUCGCCGCCGCGGCCACUGGCAUGUAAGAAAGACUGUGCUAC
This is a messenger RNA of Pelagomonas calceolata, 3072 nucleotides long. Lineage: Eukaryota; Pelagophyceae; Pelagomonadales; Pelagomonadaceae. The record is from the annotation of a GenBank genome assembly.